Molecule: messenger RNA, 915 nt
Organism: Suillus subaureus
Lineage: Eukaryota; Fungi; Basidiomycota; Agaricomycetes; Boletales; Suillaceae
Exons: 1
Coding region: 1-915 (304 amino acids)
Source: RefSeq, a predicted model, not a curated record
AUGGCCAGGAUCACAUCAGACCUGGCUCUGGAUAUCCAACCCGACUUCACAUCUCCCACCUUUGAAGCUCUCAGAGACUGCAUCAUUGGUGGAACACAAGCAUUGCACCAGGAAGUAGCAGCUGACCUCACCACAGCCUGGCAGCAGGACUGGGACAACAGAAGCAUUGCAUGGGUUGCGCAAGUCAAUGAGGAUGCUCGUCUCACAGCUGAAGCAGCACAAACAGCACAUGAACACACAGAGCAUGAACAUCUUCACCUAGAACAAGAAACUGAAGAUGAACUUCAGGAAGCUGAGAAGAAGAAGCCCAAGAUGAACGAUUUCAAGUGUGGAAUGGUGGUAGGCGACACCCUCACCCCUCAUCCAUCUCAGUAUGCCAUACACAAGUUGAAGUCCUUUGAGUACAUGGAGCUUUGGUAUUUUAGCCCUGACAGUUGCAAGGAAACCUCAGAUGAAGCAAAAUUGUCAGCAGAGGACGCUUUUGGUUUCACAAGGGUUGAUGACUUCAUCACCCUCAAGCCAGUCACAUCCUUCAAAGCAUCCCACAAAGCCAUUCAAGACCAUAGCCUCAAUUGGCACCAGUUCGACCUCACAAAGAACAGUUUCCUCCUCUACAUCAACAAGCUGAACUGGCCUGAGAAGCGCCAAUGGGCCAUCACCAUGUUCUUUAUGAACAUUGUGGUGCAUCCCUGUAGGACUGAACCCUUUGGAGAAUGCACUCUGCUCCUGUAUGCAGCCUGCAUUCAUCAGGAUUGGCAUGACUCUCUAGUCCUCGACAAUGCUUUUGACAUCAGCAUCUUCAAUCUUACUUUGCUUAAAAACAUGACAGAGGAAGUUUGGAACAAGUCACGUCUAGAAAGCCUCACAGAGGUCAGUUCCUCCCAAAAAGAGUCCCAGUGCUGCUUCCAAUACUAA